AUGUCAUAAAUAAAAUUUCUAACUUAUUACUUAAAAAAGCGGAAAGAGUUUCAACGAAACGGAACGGCGAUGCAAUUCUAAGUCGGAUGUCUUCAUUACGAAAGUCUUUCCGAAUUUCGAAAUCUAAAAAAAAAAAACAUCCAAAAAAGAAUUAGUUUGGAAUAAAACGGUUUUUUCGAUUCGAUUUUCUAAUAUUGUUUUGUAAAAAAAAUUAAUUGGUUUCUGGUUUAAAACAAAAGUGAGAGUCUCCGCAUCUUCCCAUUGAUGGUGUUGGGCUGUGCGAAAGAUCCGCCGUUUGUAUUCAAAUUGGUCAUCGAGAGUGCCGUCUGCUGCAGGUGCUCGGUUCUUCGUUUUCACUCGUUUAUCGUCACCGCGAACGGGAGGCUUGGCCACUAGAAAGCGAUCAACUUGAAAAUGAACCUUUGAGUCGCUCAAUCACUAUCCGACAAGAAAGUUUACUGCUUCCGACAUUCAAACCCACACAGUUUUUGGAAAAUAAACAGAUUAUGGGUAACGUAAACAGCCAAGUAAUAACAAUGCAAAAGUACCCCCAAGAACCCCCCAGAACUAAAGUGCUACCAAUAAGAUCAACAAAUUCGACAUUAAGACAAACCGAAAAUGGGGACAUCCUCCAAGCCGGGGGGACUUUGUCGAGGGCGCGGAUUUCCCGGGAAAAAUUUUACGGUUCCGAACCCGAUUUAAGGAAAAACCCCCAAUUCGAAAAGAAAACACUUGCUUACACACGCCCAAAAAAAUACAAAGCACCACCAAGACCCGUCGAUCAAGAUUUUAGAACCAAAAGAUUAUACAAAACAAGAAUUGAAAGCAAAAACACAAAAAACACCGCCGAAAAUCUCCAAACACAAAAUGUAAUUAUUAAUAACAACAAUUUCAAAGAAAAUAAUUUCGCCGACGAAAAAAAACGAUUUUAUUUCGGAAUGGAUAAACCUCAAUUGAACCCAAAUUCGUCAGAUUCAGAUUACGAAAUUGACCAAGAAAAAAUUCUUUUAAGAUUGCGACCACAUCUUCCAAAAAAGCGGUUAGAAACCCCAAGAUUUUCACCUGGCUCGGCGUGGAAAUUAUUGCGAGUUGAUUCGUUAUCGUCUCAAAAUCAAAGCGAUCAAGAAACAUCCCGCGAUGAUAUUUCCGAGCAAGAACUUUUAGAAGCUAAAAUAAUCGAAACGGCGGUUUUGCGUUCAGAAAUUUAUCUCCAAGAUAAAUCGGGUGAUUCGGGAAUUUCCGGCGAUGAUAGCCCAAAAACUUUUAAUAAAUACGGAAAAGAAAAAUCUUGGACACCUCAACAAGAUUUAGGAAACGAUUCAAGCAUCGACGAUGAAACAACAUCAACACCAUCGUUUACUUUUCCCCAUAUCUUCAGCUUAUCACUACCGCGUGAGCGUGAUUUAAAUAAAUCAAUUUUAACCGGGUUACGCGUACCUGAUUUGUUUGAAACUUCGUUUCAAAACACCAAUUGGUUUUUAAGUAAAUCCGCCCCGAAUUCUUUAAACAACGGUUUUAACUCGUUAGAAGAUGAAUCGCGACGAAGAAAAGGGAGGAUUAUGUAUUUACCAAGUGGAAAUCCAACAAACGUUUCAAAUCCCAUCGAAAAAACUAACCAUAAAAAAUUUUCGUUUCAAAACACCAUCAGACAAAUCGAAAGAAGAAAAUUAGCGGAAAAACUCGGCCGCGAAGUUGAAAUUAGGGAACUGCAGCGACUUCAAGAAAUUGAAAUCAUGCGGAAAACCGAAGAAGAAUUUCGAAGGAAACGAUCGCAACAUAAAACGUGAAUGAAAUAAUUUUUUUUAAUUUUUGUGAAAUUUUGUAUCGAGUGUAAAUUUGGCUUUGGUAAAUAUAUCGUUUAUUGCUCAA
Molecule: messenger RNA, 1869 nt
Organism: Onthophagus taurus
Lineage: Eukaryota; Metazoa; Arthropoda; Insecta; Coleoptera; Scarabaeidae
Source: RefSeq, a predicted model, not a curated record